UGAGAAUGUGACACUUAAAACUCAUCUAGUUUGUGCACAUAUAAUAUUGUUGUAAUUUGUGGAGGUAUUAAAGGCAUGAGUGGGCGGAUGAAGCAGAGAGUGAGAAAGCAGCAAACAGAAGAGGGGUGGCUGGUGAGAGGGAGAGACACACGGGGAGGUGAGAGAGAGGCGAUCAGACGUAUGCUGCCUUUAUUUAGGUUACAGGGGGACAAAACACAUGAGGACUUUUGACUUAAAUAUCUUCAUUGAACCAAACAAGCUACUUUCCUUCAGCCUGGUUGUCAGCGCGUGUCAAUUUUUUAUAUUAUUUUUGCUGAAUACAACAGUUUGGUGAGGCCUAACCCAUCUGAGACAGCAGCCAAAAAGUAACUUGUUAGAUCCAGGAUUAAUGAACAAGUGAAUUGACAGAUUGGCGCAAAUAAAAGGAUUGGACUUAAUACUUUGACUAUGACUCACCAAAUGUGAUACUUUUGAUACUGCCCCACAAUUUCAAUUUCUUGUCAAUACUUUGCUGAUACUAACUUUUUCAAAUAAUAACACUAUAUAAACAUUUCAGAACAACACAUUUUGAAAAUCCCCAAAUAUCGCAUCCUUAACCAUAGCAUGUUUUCCCUUACUUUCAAUUGUCCAUAGUAUAGUAGCUAAAUUUACCAUGCAUCCCAGGCCUCUCCCCUUUGGACUCUGUAUACUGCUGCUGGGGCUUCUGCUGUGGGGAGCCAAUGGUCAGAAUGACACUGAGCCCAUCGUACUUGAAGGAAAGUGUUUAGUAGUUUGUGACUCCACUCCUUCGUCCGAACCAGCCGGUAAUGCCUUGGGGAUGUCUGUGCGCUCUGGGUCGGGGCGGGUUGCUUUUUCUGCCAGUCGCCAAACCAACCACGAGCCAACAGACAUGAGCAACCGCACAAUGAUCAUCUAUUUUGACAAUAUUUUGGUGAAUGUCGGCAAUCACUUUGACCAAGAGAGCAGCAUCUUCCUGGCACCAAGAAGAGGAGUCUACAGCUUCAACUUCCAUGUCGUGAAAGCAUAUAAUCGCCAAACUAUACAGGUGAGCCUGAUGGUGAAUGGUUGGCCCAUGAUAUCUGCUUUUGCCGGAGAUCAGGAUGUGACCAGGGAAGCCGCAACUAACGCUGGCCUCGUCAUCAUGGAGAAGGGCGAUAAGGCCUACCUCAGACUGGAGAGGGGCAACCUCAUGGGUGGAUGGAAAUACUCAACUUUCUCAGGCUUCUUGGUGUUUCCAUUGUGAGGAAGAACAACGCAGGAGGCAACUGCUGAAUGAAGAAAAUUAACCAUGCAUGAACAAAUGUGUUUUAUGCAAAAUCAUGGUCUGUGCAACCCAAUAUACAUCAGUAAGGAAUAACAUUUUGGCUACUGACAAGUGAGAAGGCUUUGACCUGUUGCAAUUGUAAAUUUUUCAGUUGUAAUGGCUUGAUGCUAUGUACAAUUAAUAGUGUUCCAAGGAGCUGACAGUGGUCCAAUUCCUACAGUAGGACAUUUCAUCAGAGAGGCUAACAUCCCCACUUACACAGCAGCUCAUCAUGUUAUUCCUGAUUGUUGUAUAUGGAUUGGUUGCAUUUUAUAAGUGAUGAUUUAAGUAUUCAGAAAUAUAUUGUCAUUAUGUACAAAGUGGGCUUUUUCUGUGUUACAACUCUUGUUGCGCACUCUUUAUUUAUUUAAUCCACCACGUUUGAAACACUGCUGUGCGCCACAUGGCCCCCUGUUUAUCUUAAGACCAUGCCAAGUUUGUUCUCUAUUCUCCUGUGUUGUAUGACUGUACCCCUCUAUAUCCUAUGCCAGAAUGUCUAUAAUCUGCAACAAAUAUCUAUUUAUAGAGAG
Messenger RNA from Periophthalmus magnuspinnatus, 1833 nucleotides. It is a transcript of the gene cbln12, whose product is annotated as cerebellin 12. The coding region runs from base 653 to 1243 and encodes 196 amino acids. The transcript is spliced from 4 exons. NCBI's taxonomy places the organism in Eukaryota, Metazoa, Chordata, Actinopteri, Gobiiformes, Gobiidae. Gene Ontology annotation, molecular function: protein binding. Gene Ontology annotation, cellular component: glutamatergic synapse; synaptic cleft. The record is from RefSeq and is a predicted model, not a curated record.